AUGCAUGUGGCUCUUGCCUUCACAAUAUGGCUCAGUGUACACCAGGGUACAGCAACUGUUGUUGAGGACUUCAACCAUGUUGAGAGAUGCAAAGAUUCACUGUAUAUGGGCACCCCACCGCGUGGUGUUAAUGAUGAAAAACUCAAGAAGAUUUGCCAGCGCUACGCUGACAAACCACGAUUUGUGACCCUGUAUGAUCCCAAAAAACGAAUUCCGGUGUACUCUGCGUACACCUUCAAGAAGACAGAGGGCGACCGACGGGUGGACUACCCCUGGAUGUAUGAGCCUCAGCUUGCAGAGCUAGAUGGAAAUGGAAACAUGAUGCCUUUUCCCACCGGCUACCUGCACAUGAAGUUCGAGGACAGCCAGGCGGUUUUGGAAGACUACUCUGAUGUGGUGCUCUACGAGAGAGGCCAUCUGAACCCAGACCAGCACCAGUCUGACCCCCAUGACCGAGCAGCGACCUACACGCUCACCAACGUCGUACCGGAGAUCCGCGAGUUCAACAUCGGACCGUGGCGCCAACACGAAGAGAGCAUCCGCGUGCGCCUCAACAACUUCUGCCGCGGAACAGCCUACAUUGUAACCGGGGUUGUAACCACCGGUAACAUGAUCCGACGCAACAACCAAGACCGAGUCGCGAUCCCUGAAGACGUUUGGUCCGCUUACUGCUGCACUGACUACGACAGAAACUCGCCGCACAACGUGCGUAUCCGCUUCCCGACCCAAGCGGCUCUCGCCAAGAACGCAAAGGAGGGCAACACUGUUCACGAGCUCCCAGUGCAGGAUCUAGAGAAUUUCCUGAAGACCAGAAUGGAUGUAGACCUGAACUUCCAGCUGUUUUAUGAUAACUGCAUCUCACCUUCACCUCUUCCUCUCUACCUUCACCACACCAUAUAA
Triplophysa dalaica is the source of this 900-nucleotide messenger RNA. Its product is annotated as endonuclease domain-containing 1 protein. Gene Ontology annotation, molecular function: nucleic acid binding; hydrolase activity; metal ion binding. The transcript is spliced from 2 exons. The coding region runs from base 1 to 900 and encodes 299 amino acids. The record is from RefSeq and is a predicted model, not a curated record. NCBI's taxonomy places the organism in Eukaryota, Metazoa, Chordata, Actinopteri, Cypriniformes, Nemacheilidae.